AUGUUGGAGCGCAGAGGGACGCUGCGUUACGGGGCGGAGCGUCGCCUGCGUCAGUUCGGUUCGCGCGACAGCGUCUUGUUGGUCCCGGGAACGCCCUUCUCGAUGCAGUCGACGUCGGGCGUGUUUCUUCCUUUUGGGGCGGGCGGGGAGCCGCUCUCGCUCUCUCGGGGUUCGGAGUCGCCGCAGGACUUUGACGUCGACAGCGUGAUGCGCGCGCAUCCGCAGCCGGCGCGUGGAGGGCUCCACCACCGCUCCGGCGCCGGCAGGAGAGGCGACGGCGAGAAGAGCGACCGCGGCGGCGCGGCCGCCUCGCGCCGGUGCUACGGACCCCACGCUGGCGCUUCCGGCCGCGCCGCAGCCACGCGGACGCUCUCGCCCUACGGCGACCGGGACGAAGGCGGUGCGGGGAGUCGGCGCGGUCUCGGCGCGGAGCGCGGCGCCGAGGGCGGGGGUGCGCGCGGCGCAGACAUCACCUCUGCGCUCUCCGUGACGACUGAGGACGACUUCGGCUUCGGGGGAACUGGCGACGACGAGCACCAGUGGCUGCGGAAGGCCGACACCUUCACGCAGGCGGACGAAGACCUCAUCAGCUCGGAGACGACCUACGUCGCGAUGCUCAGGGAGGAACUCUGGCAGGCGCUCUCGGCGCACGUCGCCAUGGGUCGAAAGGAGAAAAUCGACGCCGGCCUCAACUGCCUCGAACAGAUUGAGUGGUUCUGGGGCGUCGAAGGCAUGCAGAAGGUGCAGGAAGUUCGCGCCCUGGUGAAAGACAACAAAAUGGACAGCGCCGGCGCCGUCAUCUCCACGGUCACAGCCUCCAUGUCUUCGGUCACCGGGAGCAUGCAGGGCCGGCACCACUGCUUCUACGUGUUGGUGGUGGUGCCUCCGUACACGUUUCGCAACAGUGACCAUCGCGUGAAUCUGGCGGCGGAGCUGCGGCGAAUUGCGUCGAAGGAGCAGUCGCAGGAUUCGUCGCUGGUGUAUCGCAUCGUGGAGGUAGACAGUGUGCGCCGGGCGCUGCUGGCGACGAUUGUGAAUCCAGACAUUCUGGCGGUCGUGAUUCAAGACAACGUGCCGAUCGAACACUGGCACGCCUCGUCGCACGCGCUGGUCGGCUUCGAAGGUUUUGUUCGCGGGAUUGACAUGUUCGUGGACAGCCCCGUGGCAAAGAUGAAGGCCGGCGCGCCGGUGCUGCCGGCGCUGAUUCGCAGCAUCGCGCAGUGCCGCAGCAACAUCGACAUCUUCUGCGUGUGCACCGCCAUGGGGCUGGGCACUCUCGAGCCCGUUAACCACCUGGUGAAGCGCGCCUUCUUCCCCAACGACGACCACUCUGACCUGCAUGAGGCGAUUCUUGCCGGCGUCCGCAGCAAGAUGCGCUGUCCCUUCUUCGAGGCCCUGCGCCGCUACGCCGAGCGGCCCAUCGGCGUCUUCCACGCACUCGCCAUCUCCCGCGGAAACUCCGUCCGCCGCAGCAAGUGGAUUCAGGGCUUGAUCGACUUCUACGGCGUCAACAUCUUCAAAGCCGAAAGCAGCGCCACUUGCGGCGGCCUCGACUCCCUCCUCGACCCCCACGGCUCUCUCCUCGACGCCCAAAACCUCGCCGCCCGCGCCUACGACGCAAACUACGCGUUCUUCGUCACAAACGGCACCUCGACCUCCAACAAAAUCGUCCUCCAGGCGCUGCUCCGGCCGAGCGACGUGGUGCUUGUCGACCGGGACUGCCACAAGUCGCACCACUACGGCUUUGUGUUGGCGGGGAGCUCGCCCUGCUACCUCGACGCGUAUCCGCUGCACCGUUUUUCGAUGUACGGCGGCGUGCCGCUGGAGGAGAUCAAGAAGGCGCUGCUGGCUUACCGCGUGGCGGGACGCCUCGAAGAAGUCAAGCUGCUGGUGCUAACAAACUGCACGUUCGACGGCAUCGUCUACAACGUCAAGCGCGUGAUUGAGGAGUGUCUGGCGCUCAAGCCCGACCUCGCCUUCCUCUUCGAUGAAGCUUGGUUCUCCUACGCGACCUUCCACCCCAUCCUGAAAACCCGAACGGCCAUGCACGCCGCCAACGAAAUCCGCCGCUGGUUGAUGGAGGGCAAGUAUCAUCGCCUGCAUCGCGAGCUGCUGGACGGCCUGGGCGCGGACGAUCUCUCUUCGCUCUCUUCGGCGACGCUCGCGACGACGCGGCUGUAUCCCGACCCGCGGCGCAUGCGCGUGCGGGUCUACGCGACGCACUCGAUUCACAAGUCGCUCACAGCGCUGCGCCAGGGCAGCAUGAUUCUGGUGAAUGACGACUUGUUCGAGUCGCAUGUUCACACGCCCUUCAAGGAGGCGUAUUACACGCACAUGUCGACUUCGCCCAACUACCAAAUUCUCGCCACCAUCGACGUCGGUCGGUCUCAGAUGGAGCUCGAGGGAUACGGCCUCGUUGAGCGCCAAAUCGAAGCUGCCUUCUUCAUCCGCCGCCUGCUCACCAGAGACUUGCUCGUUCGGAAAUACUUCACGGUCUUGUCGCCGCGCGACAUGAUUCCGUCGGCGAUGCGCCAACACAGCCGCGAGCUGCUGUGCGAAGAGGCGCUGCAGUGCGAGAUGAAUGUGCAGACGCUGGAGCAAGUCUGGCUGUCGGAUGACGAGUUCGUCCUCGACCCCACGCGGAUUACGCUCUUCACGGGCUUGUCGGGUUUGGAUGGCGACACGUUCAAGGUGAAGUGGCUGAUGGAUAAGUAUGGCAUUCAGAUCAACAAGACGUCGCGGAACUCGGUGCUGUUCAUGACGAAUAUUGGCACGACGCGCUCGUCCUGCAUUUUCCUCAAAGCCUGCAUCCGCAGCUGCGCGCAGGAGCUCGAGAUGCGCAGGCUGAUGAGCUCCGCGCGCGAACUCGAAGAAGUGAACGACGCCAUUCAUGCGCUCGUUGAGGAUUGUCCCGACCUGCCAAACUUCUCCGCCUUCCACCCCGCAUUCAAGAAGACCGUCUUCGAGUUCGACGCGCGCGACGACUCGCGCGAAUCGGGCGAGGACGCAGGCGCGGACGGCGACGAGGUGACGCCGAGCAGAGGGUCGCGCGAGAGCGACAACGACGAUGAGGAACAGGCAGACGACGGUCAGGGGACGGCGGUCGGCGCGCAGCGACAGAAGCUCUCCGCGUUUGUGAAGGACGGCGAUCUGCGCUCUGCCUUCUACCUCGCCUACGACGAAGACGUGGUGCGCUACCUCUCGCUCACAGAAGCGAAAGAGGCGAUUCUCCGCGGCGAGCAGCUCGUCGCCACGACCUUCGUCAUCCCCUACCCGCCCGGGUUCCCCGUCGCGGUCCCCGGCCAAGUGUUGACGGUCGCGUUGAUCGAUUUCCUGCUCAAGCUCGACGUGAAGGAGAUUCACGGUUACGACAACAAGCUCGGCUUCCGCGUCUUCUCCAAGGAGAUUCUGGAUCGGCAGAUGCGGCUGCGGAGCAAGGGCGAGAAGCCGCGCCAGAAGGACGUGGCGCUUUUUGUGAAGAAGCACAGUCUGAAUCUCACCGUCAGCCCGCCAGGCGCCGAGGUGCCUGGGGGGGAAUCGCCGCGCGAGAAGGACGCGGAAGCCGAGUCUCCGCCGCCCAGCGCGAGCCUCCCCACCGACGCCACGACCGCGAACGGCUCCAGCAACGCAGGGCACUCGACCGACCGCACGUCAGCCCCGAGAAUGGACGGCGCCAAGGAGUAA
Molecule: messenger RNA, 3684 nt
Organism: Besnoitia besnoiti
Lineage: Eukaryota; Apicomplexa; Conoidasida; Eucoccidiorida; Sarcocystidae
Product: arginine decarboxylase
Exons: 8
Coding region: 1-3684 (1227 amino acids)
Molecular function (GO): catalytic activity
Source: RefSeq, a predicted model, not a curated record